AUGCGGUGGAGCAAGUUCUUCCGGCGCCAGCAGGCGGGCGCGGCGGCGGACCCCAUUGAGGCGGCAAACAAGGUGGUGGUCUUCGGCGGCGGCAGCUUCGGCACGGCCAUGGGCACGAGCCUCGCGCGCAAGCGGCCGGAGCUGGACGUCGUCCUGCUGCUGCGCGACAAGGCGCUCUGCGCCGACAUCAACGAGCGCCACUGCAACACCAAGUACCUGCCGGACUUCACCCUGCCCAAGAACAUGCGCGCCACCAACGACCUCACAGAGGCCGCGAACGCGUCGUACGCGGUGCACGCGGUGCCGGUGCAGCACAGCCGCGCAUUCCUCGAAAGCGUGAAGGACGUGCUGCCCCCCCACGUGCCCAUUGUGUGCGUGUCCAAGGGCCUCGAGGUCGGCACUGGCUGCAUGAUGUCCGAGGUUAUCCCCUCGGCCCUCGGCCGCCGCCAGCCGGCGACGUUCAUCAGCGGGCCGUCGUUCGCGCGGGAGGUUAUGGAGGGGCGCCCGACGGGCGUCGUGGCGGCGAGCCGCGACGCGAAGCUGGCGCGGGACGUGCAGCAGCUGUUUGCGUCGCCGCUGAUGCGCGUCAACACGACCACCGACGUCAUCGGCGUGGAGAUCUGCGGGGCCCUCAAGAAUGUGCUGGCCAUCGCGGCCGGCAUUGUCGAGGGCCUCGACCUCGGCCACAACGCGCUCGCCGCCCUCAUCGCCCAGGGCUGCGCGGAGAUCCGGUGGCUGGCUGAGAAGCUGGGCGCCAAGCCGCAGACCAUGAGCGGGCUGAGCGGGCUGGGUGACAUCAUGCUGACGUGUUACGGGGACCUCAGCCGCAACCGGCGCGUGGGGAUGCGGCUGGGCAGCGGGGAGCGGCUCGAGGACAUCAUCGCCAGCAGCUCACAGGUUGCGGAGGGCGUCGCGACCGCGGGCGUCGUGGUCAGCCUGGCGCGCCGCUACCGCGUGAGCCUGCCGGUGCUGACCGCGGUGGCCCAGGUGCUGGACAACAACCUCACGCCUGCAGAGGCCGUGGCCGAGAUCAUGAGCCUGCCCCAGAUCGAGGAGCACUGA
Messenger RNA from Monoraphidium neglectum, 1062 nucleotides. Its product is annotated as Glycerol-3-phosphate dehydrogenase. Gene Ontology annotation, cellular component: cytosol; glycerol-3-phosphate dehydrogenase (FAD) complex. The record is from RefSeq and is a predicted model, not a curated record. Bases 1 to 1062 code for a protein of 353 amino acids. Lineage: Eukaryota; Viridiplantae; Chlorophyta; Chlorophyceae; Sphaeropleales; Selenastraceae. The transcript is spliced from 4 exons. Gene Ontology annotation, molecular function: NAD binding; glycerol-3-phosphate dehydrogenase [NAD(P)+] activity. Gene Ontology annotation, biological process: glycerol-3-phosphate catabolic process; carbohydrate metabolic process.